Zophobas morio is the source of this 1456-nucleotide messenger RNA. It is a transcript of the gene Sras, whose product is annotated as CAAX prenyl protease 2. The transcript is spliced from 5 exons. The coding region runs from base 1 to 861 and encodes 286 amino acids. The record is from RefSeq and is a predicted model, not a curated record. Gene Ontology annotation, biological process: CAAX-box protein processing. NCBI's taxonomy places the organism in Eukaryota, Metazoa, Arthropoda, Insecta, Coleoptera, Tenebrionidae. Gene Ontology annotation, cellular component: endoplasmic reticulum membrane. Gene Ontology annotation, molecular function: metalloendopeptidase activity.
AUGGUGCAGGAUUUCUAUGGAAUUUUUAAUUGUUUGGUUUCCAUCGGGAUAUGCCUGCUUUUGUCCGUCACUUACGUGGCCAGUCUGCACGUUUGGAAGUCUCCACACAACAGAGACCAUCCUUCCACAAUAAAAAGAAGAUUCCUGAGUGUGUUCGUCAUGCUUUUUUUGUCACCAUGUUUUCUCUAUAUGGGAAUAAGCAACCAAAUUUUAGAAAAAACGACUUUAGCUGAACUAAUGGGACUGAAAACUAUGGGACUAUGUCAGGCCUUCAUUAUGCCUUUGUUUUUAACUAUGGUCCUCUUCUUGGGACCCAUUGCCAUGAAAGUACACAAUGGUCUUCUAAAAUUAUACACUGAACCCAUGUACUGGAUAAGUAAUUUUAAAAAUUUGAUCUGGUUAAGAAACCACUUAGUCGCUCCUUUUUCCGAGGAAUUCACGUAUAGGAGUUGCAUGUUGCCUUUGCUCCUCCAAUGUUUUCCGCCAAUGACAGCCGUGUUAAUCUGUCCUCUAUUUUUUGGAGUUGCGCACUUUCAUCACAUGCAGGAACGAAUCAAGUAUGGAAUGGAUUUUAAACUGGCAUUCAAAAUAGCGUGUUUUCAGUUCGUCUACACCACAAUCUUCGGAAUGUACUCUGCCUACUUGUUGUUGCGAACAGGUCAUUUUGCUGCAACUUUUGUUGCGCAUGCCUUUUGUAAUCAUAUGGGAUUUCCCGAUUUAGUCGAAGUUAACACGUACAAAGGAGCUAAAAAGAUGGUUAUAGUGUUCUUGUUUAUUAUAGGUUUUGUUUUGUGGUGUUUUUUACUAAACCCAUUGACUAAACCGGACUGGUACUAUAAUAAUACUCGGUACAAAAUUUAACAAUUAACGUGAUAUAUGUAAUCAGGUGUAGUUAAUAUAUUGUUACUAUAGGACGAUUGUUAUAAACGAACGAAGCCAUUGGAAGUAUAGCAGUUAUAGGUAAUCAUUCGAACUUUCGCUGGUAUUAGGGAAAUCCAUAAUAUAAAAUAGGAAAGCGGUCGAUAUGACAAUUUUGCUCAACUUUUUUACAAUCUCGACUCUAGAAGUAAUUAAUUAUGUAAUUUGUUAUUGAUGCAUUACUACUUUUACAGUGACCUAGUAAAUAUUAUAACAGUUAAAAAGUUGUUUCGUCUUAAAAAAUCCGAAACAGUAUUUUAAAUUAAUUUAUUACUUAUAGGCAGUCUAAUUUAUCAUCACUUUACGUUAGUAUAUAUUAGUUUGUAAAUUAACGGUAACACCAGAUUUUAUUUUGAAAGUAUUUUAGAUAUUUAUGUAAUUAGUUAGGUAAUGAAAUUAUUGCGACACUCGUUAAGAUAUAUUGACUAAACGGCAGGAGUAACUUGUCAAUUAUUAACAUUAUUCUAUGAAGAAAUGCGAGUAUUAAAGAUGUUUCUUACGAUGUAUUUUAUUUACGAAUUAAACAAACAAGCAAUAA